Messenger RNA from Neocloeon triangulifer, 767 nucleotides. RefSeq names its product perlucin-like. Gene Ontology annotation, biological process: biological process involved in interspecies interaction between organisms. Gene Ontology annotation, molecular function: carbohydrate binding. The transcript is spliced from 4 exons. Lineage: Eukaryota; Metazoa; Arthropoda; Insecta; Ephemeroptera; Baetidae. Gene Ontology annotation, cellular component: external side of plasma membrane. The record is from RefSeq and is a predicted model, not a curated record. Bases 63 to 629 code for a protein of 188 amino acids.
AACUCAACAUACUAGUGCGCAAAAGACAAAAAAGUGGCUUUCGUUGUCUCUCCAUAGCCAAGAUGGCUGCAGCAAUCUUUAAGUGUGUCUCUUUGUUUUUUCUAGUGACUUUGGCCAUUGGAUUAAGUCCGAAUGUACCUCGAAUUUCUAUCAAAGAUGCGAGAGGGGCCAGAGAACAAGUUGUGCUUGGAAAUCGUACUUACGAAAUUCCCACUUACAAGCUCGAUUGGUUUUCUGCCAACUACGCUUGCAAAGCAAUGGGCUUAGCUUUAGUAAGCAUCGAGACAAAAGAGGAGAAUGAUCUUCUAAAAGGCUACAUAUUGACAAACCACGAGGGAAUUCCCUUUUGGACAUCUGGCAACGAUAUGUAUGUAGAGGGAAAGUGGUACUGGGACAGCAUCGGUGAAGCGAUUGGGCCUUUUUCUGACUGGCACCCGAACCAGCCUAGUGGUGGAACACUCCAAAAUUGUUUGCAGUUUGCUUAUGCGUCUGGUAAUUUUUGGAAUGACCAGCCCUGCAAUACAACAAUCAAUUUCAUUUGUGAACAGAUUUGCCCAAGUUGCAAACUGGCGUCAAAUAACACAAAUCCAGUAAAGAGUUUGCAUGUAGGAAUUAAAAAUAAAAACUAAAUUAUUUAUUUAGCAGCAGUGAAAAAGUAAAUUUUAAAUACCUUUGUAUAAUAACAAUUUUCUACCACUUCAAAAAGCAACAAAAAUUUGGUUGUUUGUUGUUCUGCAAUAAAUAUAUUAUACAAAAAUUUUCAUAAA